AUGAAUGCUGAGCUCCAGGUUGAGCAUGAAAAGAUGGAAAGUGUGAAUGAGAUAAUAAUCCAUUUACAAGAGUUGUAUGGUGAGAACUUAGUGGUGAAGCAAUACGAAUUGUGUUCGACACAAUUCAUAAUGAGGCUUAGGGAGGGAGUUGCCCCAGAUGAUCAUGUUAUGAAAAUGAGUAAUAUUAUAGGGCAAUUGCAUACACUUGAGAUUGUGAUGCCACACUAUCUUAAGGUGAAUUUGAUUCUGCAAUCCCUUCUACCAAGUUUCAAGCCCUUCAUCACAAAUUAUAAUCUCAAUAGGAUUGAGCGCACUCUUGCAGAACUGUCGAAUGAAAUUCAACAGUUCUAUAAGCAGGGAAGAAAGGAAAAGGGGCAAGAGGAUGUUUUUGCAGCUUCUUGUAGUAAGACUAAGAAGAAGCAAUGGAAGCAAAAGAAAGGUCUAAAAGUUGGACCAUAG
Molecule: messenger RNA, 459 nt
Organism: Pistacia vera
Lineage: Eukaryota; Viridiplantae; Streptophyta; Magnoliopsida; Sapindales; Anacardiaceae
Exons: 1
Coding region: 1-459 (152 amino acids)
Source: RefSeq, a predicted model, not a curated record